Messenger RNA from Penicillium canariense, 2640 nucleotides. Its product is annotated as putative PHD finger domain protein. Bases 1 to 2640 code for a protein of 879 amino acids. Gene Ontology annotation, cellular component: RSF complex. Gene Ontology annotation, biological process: regulation of DNA-templated transcription. The record is from RefSeq and is a predicted model, not a curated record. NCBI's taxonomy places the organism in Eukaryota, Fungi, Ascomycota, Eurotiomycetes, Eurotiales, Aspergillaceae. The transcript is spliced from 5 exons.
AUGGGACCGCGAAAGCGCAGCCGCUCCGAGGCGAUCGCUGCCCCCGAGGUGCAGCCCGUGGAGGAGCCUGGACUGCUCCAGCGCAUCCGAAACAGCUGGGAAUUUGCCAACGUUAUGCAGUACAUCCAUAUCUUUGGACAGAUCAUGAAAAUUGAAGAGGAGUUUGGAAUCGAGGACCUAGAGGAUGAAUGCCUCAAGCCCGAGCCUUCGCACAAAUUACUUGAGAUCGGACUUUGCAUGCUGAAGUGGAUUUCGUCGCAUCGCGGCUUAACGGGUGGGCUGACGGUGCAAUGCAGGUUCGAGAACUUUGAUGAGUACACCCGACGCCAGUACAAUGCAAAGGCUCCCCACCUCCCCAAUCCGUUCGGAUACGAGGAGGAGCCACUUCGGUUCCUCGAUUUUGAUGUAUUUUUGAAACUGGGCGUCCUCCACCAGCUGUCGGUAUGGACCUUCUGGAACCCGGAUCGCAUCCGCGAGAAGAUGCCCGAGAAGAAGGACUCCGAGCAGUUACAGUGGGCAAGUUGCAUUCUCUCCAUUCGCUACGAUGACCAUGUUCGCAUCGAAGAAUUUGGAUAUGACCGCGAUGGUCGAUCCUAUUACGUACUAGACGACAACCGUCUCUACCGCCGCACCGACCCUCCCAUUCCCGCGUCUCAACGACCUAAGAAGAAACCCAAGAGCAGGUCCUCUCGGGGAUCCCGGGCGUCAAGGAGAGUCUCUGGUAUCGCCGCGGAAGAAGCAUCCGAUGGGGAGAACAAAAACGAGGACGAGACCAACGUCUUUCCUAAUUUCAAAUGGGAGUGUGUCGCUGUCACCCUCCCAGAGUACAAUGAGUUCCUGGACACAAUUCGGAAGAGCAAGGAUGCCGACGACAAAUAUCUGCGUAGCCAGAUCGAGGAGCACAUUUUGCCCUUGUUGGAAAAGGCCGAAGAGGCGCAACAGCGCAAGCGUAUCAAGCGCGAGAAGGAGCUUGUCCAGAUGCAGAUGCUUGCCGGAGCCAAACGGUCUAGUCGACUUGCUGCCAAAGAAGAGAAGGAGCGGGCUGAUCGCGAUGCUGCCGAUGCUGCUCGGAAGCGGGAGGCGGAUUUAGCUGAAGCUCGCAAGGAGCAGGCACGACAACAACAAAUGGAGCAUGAGCGUAAAUCCCGCAUGUUGACCCGCGAGCAGCGCAUCAAGGAUCGCGAGCACAAGCGUAUCCUACACGAAGCUGAGCUUGAACGCAUUGCUGCCGAGCAAGAGAGGCUGGAACGCGGCGAGGGAAGAGUCUCUGCGCGGAAUCUCAAGGCUGAGAUGGAAAAAUCACAGAAGAACUUGGCGGAUCUUACUCAGGAGGACCAAUGGAUUUUCGACUGUUCUGGCUGUGGUGUACACGGGGAGAAUUUGGAUGAUGGAAGUCAUAGCGUUGCAUGCGAGAAGUGCAAUGUUUGGCAGCAUAGCAGCUGUCUUGGUAUCAAAAAGGCAGAUGCCGAGAAGGAUGAUUUCCACUUCGUCUGCGCUGACUGCAAGCGGAAGGAGGAGGAAGCCAAACGUCCCAAAAUCCCACCAUUGAAGUUCCGAGUCAGCGCAUCCGCAUCACCAUCCGCAGCUCCAGCUGGUCAUAAGGCCAAACAUGAAGGUCAUGAGCGGGUUCCGCCUUCUCCGGUGAAGCACACUCACAAUGCUCUGUUUAAUAUUCAAGACGGGCCUGUUCCUGCGAAGCCCAGCAACCCGUCUAUGCUUCCUUCACUCACUUCGCACCACCAGCAAUUUGCCCAAGGGCAAAGCCAAUUCUACGUUCCUCUAUCGCCUCAGCGUCUUCCUCACCCUGCAAACCAUUCUCCUCUUCCGUCCUCGAGCCCUCCUCGCCCACCAUUCUCACCUUCAAAGGGCUCAAAUGGCCCGACUCAGCCGGCCACAAAUCUCCAACACAGAUUUGGACCGGGUCCUGGUCAGCACAUCUUGCCCCCUAUGCAGCCUGGGCCUCAUCUCCCGCCGAUUGGAUCUUUCCAUUCCGCGCGACCUUCUUCCUCUCACUCUGGAUAUGGCCCAACCCAGAACCAGCCCUCUAUGUCACCUACGCAGGGCAACCCUGACGUCGGGCCCCUAGCCGGAUUCCCGUCUGGGGCCUCGACCAACGGACCAGGCCCGUGGACGUCAUUUGAUAGCUACGCCACCCCGCGUCCUCAAUCUGGUCAUGGAGGCACACCUGCCAUGUCCAGCAACUAUCCAUCUUUCAACUCUACUGCAAACUCGAAUGGUUACCAUUCGUCCCCGCCUCACAGCUCGCACGGCAUGAGCAUGUCUGGAAUUAGCCCGACCAAGCAGUCCCCUCGUCCCAUCACCGCAGGUGGCAUGGCUGGUGCUCCGGUGCUUCCUCCUAUUCGCAGACUGGAGCCAAGUCCCAAGCUGAUGGGCCGAAGCUCGCCUGAUGCACCGAUCCCGGCGCCGAUGAAGUGCAUGACUCCCGAGCAAGAAGAACGUCGCCAGCGGGAGAACGCGUCUCUGCUCCAGCAUGGUCAGUCCUUCUCGGCCAAUGGCCAGUCGGCUCUGAUGUCAUCUCCAUCCAUGAACCGUAUUCCUCCGCUGGGCCCGGCUGCUCAUGCCCAGCACCCCGAGCCCGUUCCAUCACCUCAGCACGGUGGACACGUGCCCAGACAAUGA